UGCUGGUCGUUCGAACAGGGGGACCAAACGAGUCCUCGAUUAUCCUCUCCACUUCUCAUCUGUCAUCUCCCACUCGAGUUCGGAACUUCGGAUUAUCUUGUUUUGUCUUGUUGUCUUCUGCACUUUGGCAUCAUAUGUAGAUAUCGGCAGGGUCUGACGAAAAAGAGAAGCAGAGUUUGAAUAAUCCCGACAAACGAAAAUCGCUGUAAUGGGGAGCCACGGCCACCUUACGGAUGCGCCCCCUCCGCGGCGGCAAACCACCCCUCCUUCUCCCGAAAUGGGUCAAAUGGUUUGUGGAACCUGUCGUUGUCUUCUUUCUUAUCCUCGAGGUGUCAGAUAUGUUAAAUGCGCACAGUGUCGGACAGUCAAUCUUCUGCUAGAAGCUCAUCAGGUUGGGCAAGUUAAAUGUGGGAAUUGUUCCGUGUUGCUGAUGUACCCUUAUGGGGCUCCAUCAGUUAAGUGUUCUUGUUGCCAUUCUGUGACAGAAAUUGGGGAGCACAACAAAAGACCUCCACUUUCUGUACAACAGGGCCAACCUUCCCCACUUCCAAACCCUAACCAAAGAUGAUGUUUCCUCAAAAUAUUUGGGCGUUGAAUGUGUUUUUGCAUGAUUCUACAUCAUCCAGUGGGUCCUAUUUUUUGUAAAAGUUUUAGUAGUAUGGUUGAUGUGAAAAUCCAAGUGUGGUUGUUCUUGAUGGUCCACAAUAUUUCUUUCAGCUGCGUUAAGGAAUGUAAAGGAUUGGAUAGGAACAAUAGACUGGAUACAAAUUUCAAGUA
This is a messenger RNA of Nelumbo nucifera (sacred lotus), 777 nucleotides long. It is a transcript of the gene LOL2, whose product is annotated as lsd one like 2. The record is from RefSeq and is a predicted model, not a curated record. NCBI's taxonomy places the organism in Eukaryota, Viridiplantae, Streptophyta, Magnoliopsida, Proteales, Nelumbonaceae.